Messenger RNA from Anthonomus grandis grandis, 3783 nucleotides. Its product is annotated as endoplasmic reticulum transmembrane helix translocase. The coding region runs from base 110 to 3604 and encodes 1164 amino acids. Gene Ontology annotation, molecular function: P-type ion transporter activity; ATP hydrolysis activity; ATP binding. The transcript has 11 exons. Gene Ontology annotation, cellular component: endoplasmic reticulum membrane. Gene Ontology annotation, biological process: intracellular calcium ion homeostasis. Lineage: Eukaryota; Metazoa; Arthropoda; Insecta; Coleoptera; Curculionidae. The record is from RefSeq and is a predicted model, not a curated record.
UGUGACUGCCAGGUCUGCCACUGUCAAAAUUUUCCUGGUUGGUGAUUUUUUGUAAUAGAAAUGUAUUUUUUUAAAAAUUCAUAAAAAUAUUGUUAUUAAUCAAAAAAUCAUGACUAAAACAUCAAAGGUGGACGAACUGGUCCAAUCAAUAACCCUAUACACUCGAAUUCCCACUGUCUUUCACUUAUACCUGCUACCUUUUCUUAUUUUAUACCCGGUUUGGAUUUACUUAUGGAUCGGUUUGUGGGGCUUCUGGGAGCACUACGAGGGAGGAUUUGUUGGUAUCGCCGCCAUCGGAUGUAUUCAAAUCCUAUGUUGCCUCGCUUGCUACUGGUCUGUUCAUAUUAACUGUUUCUUCAGCUGUAAAAAGGAAAAGAGUCCUUUUAAGGCUAGUAUAGCUAAGGUUGUGCCAACACCCAACAAUGGAAGCGCUGAAAUCGUUUGGCUUAAGAAGGUUAAGAUUGACCAAGAGCCAAUGGUAUAUUUCAUCUUUCAAAAAACGAAAUACAUCUAUAAUCCUGAUAAGAAAACAUUUAAAGGAGUGGAAUUUCCAAUUCACAAACCCUAUGUGGAGUAUAACAGCUGGAAAGGUUUCCAGGAAGAUGAGGAUGUUAAGCAGGCCGAAUUGCUAUAUGGCAAAAAUGACUUGGAAAUGGUUGUGCCAGAAUUUUCAGAGCUUUUUACAGAAAGAGCUACAGCACCAUUUUUUGUGUUUCAAAUUUUUUGUGUGGGUCUUUGGUGUCUGGAUAAAUACUGGUACUACUCUAUAUUUACUUUGAUCAUGUUGGUUCUGUUUGAGUGCACCUUGGUGCAGCAACAGCUAAGAAAUAUGGCAGAAAUUAGGAAAAUGGGGAACAAGCCUUAUGGUAUUCUUGUGUAUCGUAACAGACGUUGGAGAUCAAUCCAAAGUGAUGAACUGAUCCCAGGAGAUGUAAUAUCAAUUACAAGGUCCCAAAAAGAUAAUUUAAUCCCGUGCGAUGUAGUUCUCUUAAGAGGCUCUUGUAUAGUGGAUGAAAGUAUGCUUACUGGAGAAUCGGUGCCUCAAAUGAAAGAAGCCAUUGAAACUUGCAAUCCUGAUAAAAAUUUGGAUCCAGACUUUGAUGGAAAAUUUCAUGUGUUGUUUGGAGGCACCAAAGUGGUGCAACAUACCUCCCCCACUAAAGCCAGCACAGGAUUGCGACCUCCCGAUAAUGGUUGCGUCGCCUACGUACUCAGAACCGGAUUUAAUACCGCUCAAGGGAAAUUGCUCAGAACCAUUUUGUUUGGUGUCAAACGGGUCACUGCCAACAAUAAAGAAACGUUCGGUUUUAUUUUGUUUCUGUUGGUAUUCGCGAUUGCAGCGGCCGCUUACGUCUGGAAAAAGGGAGUCGAAGAUCCAGAAAGGAACCGCUACAAACUGUUUUUGGAAUGCACCUUAAUCUUAACGUCAGUCAUUCCACCGGAACUGCCCAUUGAACUAUCAUUGGCAGUCAAUACAUCACUAUUAGCCCUAUCAAAGUUAGGAGUGUAUUGCACGGAACCGUUUAGAAUUCCGUUCGCGGGUAAAGUAGACAUUUGUUGUUUCGACAAAACGGGCACUUUGACAAGCGAUAAUUUGGUGGUGGAGGGCGUGGCUCUUGCGGAAAACGAUUCGAAGGUCACGCCUAUACAGAACGCGCCCAUCGAAACGGUGCAAGUAUUGGCCACGUGUCAUUCCUUGGCCCAAUUGGAUGAUGGGUUGGUCGGGGAUCCCCUUGAGAAGGCCACAAUGACCGCUAUUGAUUGGGUCGUAACAAAAGCCGAUUGUGUUCUACCGAAAAGGGGGAAAAUGUCUGGAUUAAAAAUUUUCGUUCGGCAUCAUUUCUCGUCACAAUUGAAGCGGAUGAGUGUGGUGGCGGGCUGGAGUAAUCCCGGUUCUGCUGAUAUUCUGUAUAUGUCAGCGGUCAAAGGAGCUCCUGAAACUUUAAGAGAUAUGUUUAGUGAGCGUCCAAAGCUCUACGACGAAGUCUACCUAGAACUAUCACGUCGCGGAGCCAGAGUUCUGGCUCUAGGCUACAAACAAAUAGGACAACUCUCAUCUCAAAAAUUGCGCGACUUGACCCGCGAAGAUAUCGAGAAAGACCUGAAAUUUGCUGGUUUUGUUAUAAUAUCUUGUCCGUUAAAAGUCGACUCAAAACCAGCUAUAAAAGAACUACAAAACGCCUCACAUAAAGUGGUGAUGAUCACUGGAGACAAUCCUUUAACCGCUUGCCAUGUGGCUUCAGAACUGAAAUUUACCUCAAAACCCGUUUUAAUAUUAACAGAAGACAGUGAGACAAGGACAUUUAGUUGGGAAUCUAUCAGGAAGGAUGUUAAAUUACCUAUUGAACUGGAGAGUUUUAAUAAAUAUGAUUUCUGCGUUACCGGAGACAGUUUUAGGCACUUAAAGGACAACUACUACAAAUUAUUCUUACGAAUCCUACCCUAUAUCACAGUGUUCGCCCGGUUUGCACCGAAACAAAAAGAAUUAGUGAUCACCCAACUGAAAUCUCUGGGAUUCACAACACUGAUGUGCGGCGACGGCACUAACGACGUUGGUGCGUUAAAGCAUGCGGACGUCGGUGUAGCUAUUUUAGCAAACGCGCCGGAGAAAUUGCCCGCCAUGAAAGAACAAAAAGAGAAGUUAGAGAAAAAGCAAAGCAAAGAGGUUGUUGAGAGGAGAAGCAACUCCAGACCAAACCACAUAAGGACCGUUGAGGAGCAACGGGAUCGGUUGCAGAAUAAAAUGAAUAAGCUGAUGAAGGAGUUGGAGGAGGAACAAGAAUCGCAGGUGGUCAAGCUGGGAGACGCCAGUAUUGCUUCUCCGUUUACUAGCAGACUGUCCAGUAUUAUGUGCAUUUGCCAUAUAAUAAAACAAGGACGCUGCACCCUAGUCACCACCCUACAAAUGUUUAAAAUCCUCGCACUUAACGCCCUUAUCCUCGCUUACACCCAAUCGGUUCUCUACUUGGAUGGAAUUAAGUUAAGAGACAUGCAAGCUACUCUACAAGGAAUUUUAUUAGCCGCAUGUUUUUUGUUUAUUUCACGAUCAAAGCCCCUAAAGAGUUUAUCUAAACAGAGGCCACUACCAAACAUUUUCAACUUAUACACGAUAUCAACCGUGUUGUUACAGUUUGCCGUACAUUUUUGGUGUUUGAUUUAUUUGGUGCAAGCUGCAAAAGCCAGAACGCCAGAAGUGUCCAAAGAAGUAGAUUUGGCUAAUAAUAAUGGUACAGAAACUAUUAAGAAACUCACCGAGGAAGAGGAGGAUGCAUUGUUUGAACCUAAUAUUAUAAACAGCACUGUUUAUAUUAUUUCCAUGGCAUUGCAGAUUGCUACUUUUGCGAUAAAUUAUAGGGGCAACCCGUAUAUGGAAAGUUUAAGAGAAAACAAGGCGUUACUUUACAGCAUUUUGGGGUCUGGAGCAGUCGUUUUAGCGCUUACCUUAGGAAUUAUGCCAGAAUUGUCGAGAGAAUUUGAAAUCAUCGAUUUUCCUGAAGAUUUCAAAUACGUGUUACUACAAGUGCUGUUUGCAGACUUCUUUUUUUCGUAUCUGGUCGAUAGGAUUUGUCUGUGGAUAUGCGGAGAAGGAAGAACGAGAUUAUAGUGAAAAUUAUUUAUUUAGUCAAAUUAAAUUUUAAAGCUGAGAACGAAGUGUUCGUAUCGGCUCUACUAAGUUUCAUUCCAUUUCUUUCGGUUGUUAGGCAUAAAAUCAACGACAAAAAGUAUUAUUUUUUUGUUAAUGUACUUUUAAAAACAAAAUAUAUGUUUUUGUUUGUAAUAAAA